Molecule: messenger RNA, 11287 nt
Organism: Drosophila innubila
Lineage: Eukaryota; Metazoa; Arthropoda; Insecta; Diptera; Drosophilidae
Gene: mv
Exons: 24
Coding region: 335-11020 (3561 amino acids)
Molecular function (GO): protein binding
Source: RefSeq, a predicted model, not a curated record
AGACACAGCUGAUUUCUGCAAUAACAAAGCAGCUCGUUCCUGAGCGCUUUUUGUUUAUAACAAUAAACUAACGCACGCACACACUAAUAGACAAACGCGCAUCACAACUAAUACAGUGUAAUAAGAAGAAAAAGAACGUUAAUAGUGCUGUAUUAAUCAUAAAUAAGUGGACAGUGUGCACACUUAAAACCAAAAUGGCGUAUUAAAACGUUGUUGCUUUCCAGUAUAUAUUUUCGGUCAGUUCUCUUGGAGCGCUUAUUGCGGCCACAACGUUGCCCGAUGCUCGAGGAGAUCGCAGUCGCAGUUGAAGUAGGAGCAAUCGCCAGCAGGAAGCAUGGCAAUCGAGCAGCAGGAGAAGGAGCAGGAGAGAGAGAGGGAGGAGCAACGUCAACUUUUGCUGCACACAUUGAACAGACUUUGGAGUCAUUAUCUGCACACUUCAGACUCUGAGACGGAUGAUAACCAAGCAGCGAGUGUCAAGGAACAUUGGCUCUGGUUAUUGCUCUACAACUUUCAGUUCUUGGAUGAUCAAACACUGCAAGAUGCUCAGUUCAAUAGCAACUUUAAUCAGCUGCCUGAGGAACUGUGUUCCUAUCUCCUUGCGCAGGUUUAUCAAAUAAUCAGCGCUGCCAAACGAUCACAGGAAUCGGAAACCGAGCAGCAGGAUAAAUGCAUCAAGCAGCUACGCAAAAAACACAAUCUUGCACAGCUCAUACUCAGCACUCCUAGUGACUGCAACAAGAUCCUUGCUCUGCGCACAUUUUUAACCAACGGACUCGGUCAGCAUUUGCUCGGAUUUCUGCUGCGAGUGCAAAUCAAGCACAUUGCUUCACAGAAGAGUCUCUCUCAGUUGUGCAUCAAUCUGUUUCCCAACUGCAAAUGGAGCUCUGAGAAUCCGAAUGCCGAGUUGAAAUCAAUCACCAACAUUACACAAUUUAUUGGCAGCUUUCACCUGAACUCACAGCGCAACAAGUCGCGUAAACAGCAGCAACAAAAUCAACAGCAAAUUCAGCACUUUUCCAAUGAGAUUCAGCAGAGUUUUGAGCAGUUUCAAGUAGCUAGAAAAACCAGUGAUGAAUUGGCUUUGUUGCUCAUUCAAUUGUUGACUCGUUGCAUUGAUGCGGAACAGGAACCACAAUUGAGUGUCACUGUGCAUAAUUUUGCACUAGGACAUCUGUGUAAUAAUUCUGUGGAUAAUGCCAAUGAUGAGAUUAUCAAAUUCGAGCUGCUUCAAUUGAUUGCACACUGUGUCAACAAUUUCUAUAUCAUCGAAGAGCAUUCAAAUGUCUUGGAUUUUAAUAGCAACUUUAGUCAACUCUUGUAUGCUCUGGCUGCCAAUCGUGGCAGUUCUCUGCUCUCACAUGGCAUACUCUAUCUUAUGUUUGGCACACUGCAUAAUCUCGUUGAGAAUGGCGCUCAACAGUUGGAACAAAUUGAUGUGAAGAACUUUGACAACUGCUUCGAUGUUUUGCAAGAGGCAGCCACAACCACAUCUUGCACUUCUUUGCUCUUUCUACACAUCUACAAGCUGCUCCUGAGACUCACGGAUCAUCUGUCGCGACAGGAGCAACAACAGCAAUGCCUCAUGGAGAGCAGCAACUCCAGCGCCUUGGCCAAACAACCUCCUCAUCGCCAUAAGCGACAACGUCACAGUCAAUUGCAUUGCACCGAUCGAUCACUCAGUUGUUAUUUUCAGGGCAAACUAUAUCAGCUGCUGCCUAGUCUCCCGCCCGAGUUGCAGGAGCACAGUGUGCGCUCGUUAAUGCGCACCGGCAGCUGCUGUUGUCACUACAAUUCGGCGAAUUAUGCAACCUGCUUGCGAUUGGCAACUCAACUGUCUGUCAGCUACCAAAAGUUUGCUUAUAAGUUUCUACAUUACAAUGUGUUGCACACAAUCUUCGUGAAGCGUUCUCCGCAACAUUGUGGCGUCUGCGAGGAGAAAUUAAAAUCGCCGGCAUUUCAUUUUCAACUUCUUGGCAUCUAUAAGGAUAAUUAUCGUGCUUUGUUGAACAACAGUUCCAUGUUGCUGUUUCUAAAGCAUCUGAAGCAUAUUGCAUAUUUAUUAUCCUACGAUCUAUCUGCUGGCAUUUUGGCUGAGGUUGUUUUGCCCAUUUUCAGGCAAUAUAAACAACCAAGUGAAACUGACGUGAAGGGAAUAUUAUUAAGCCUACAAAUUCAAGGCAAACUGGACAAUUAUCGUGUGCUGCAUGAAUGUCUGAGCAUUUUUGUCAUGUACUUGAGUGAUAUACGCUUGGUUAAAGCUUUCUACAACGAGGAGAAUAUUGGUUAUAUGCAGGAUUUACUGACUAUUCCCGAAUUGCAACGCGGUGUUUGUGAUCUCAUCAAGGUGGGCAUCGAUAAUAUUGCCUUCUUGGGUGACAAUAGUCAGGAACAGUUUGCUUUAAGCCGUCGUCUGAUACAACUUCAACUCAAUAGCAGCGAUCGAGCCUCGAAAUUAUUUCAGGCAUUGCUUCAAAAAUGCGCCAAGCGUUCUCAAGUCAAAUUCUGGCUAGAUGAGGCAACGAAUACGUCAUUACUGGAGGGACAUAAACCUGUGGAUAUACUCUAUAUAACAGCACUACAGUGGACACUCAACUAUGAGCUGUUAAAGACAAGUCAAUUGUUUUAUAAUGAGUUUGCCAAAAUCUAUUCGAUACCCGUGGAAAUGACAGUCGAUGAAGAUGAUGUAGAGAAGGAGAAAGAGAAGGUGGAAAAAGAGGAGGAGCAGCACUUACGACAUGGUGAUAAGACAAUCAUUGACAUACUCAAGUUAAACUACAAUGCGCUUAGCUGUUUCCUCAUGCUACCCAAAGCCGCAAUCUCAACCACAACCACAACAACAAUGGCAACAACAACAACAGCGACGCCGUCACCAACACUGCUCAACAGGAGUCCCAGUUUAUUGGAAGGUAAUUCAAUGGAGACUCUUGUGUCGCAUGUUCAACUGCCGCUCAGUGCGUUGGCAGCCUCGGUGACGACCACAACGAGCUCGGACUACGCCGAUUCCAGCUUGGACUACGCUGCAAUAAUUGACAACUACGUGGAGCAGUCAGAGUCAUCUUUUCUGCAUCAUCUGCAGUCCAUUGAACCGGAUGAAAGCAUUGUUUUGUUUGACAUACGCGGCACAAAUCAAAGCAAUAACAAGUCAGCCCCUAAUCACCUAAUCCUCUCCAGCGUUGUUGUGGAGCAUCAAGUGGAAUCGGCGGGCUUAAUAAGCAAACUGUUCAACAUUGUGGGCUCACUUUUUGGUGGCAAGGGGGAGGAAAACGAGAGUCGUUCCCCUCCAGCGUCAACUCUCGAUGCUGAUUUGUUUUGUCUCUACGAAUCGAAUGGGGAAUGCAAGAAACUCUUGUUGAAACUCUUCGAGGCGACCAUGGCCAUUUGCAUCAAGGGCUUUCAGAACGAAGAAGUUGAGAAAAUGCAGAAACAUCUGCGCAAGCUGAAGGCGAUUAUAUUGAGCAACGCUUCGAGCAACUGGACGGAGCACGGAGAGCAGCAUGCUCGGGAUAAUGCUGUGAUACAGACGCUGCAGACUCUAUUAAAAAUUGCCGAGCUGUCGAGCACACACAAUGAGCCAGCGGGCGUGGUCAAGACGCCCUCAUUUGAAUUACCACGACAACAGCAACAACAACAACAACAACAAAGUGUUGUUAAAUUGCCGGCUAAGAAUUCUUUGGCCACGCCUCCCACACCACGCAGACGCCCUAAUUCCAGUGAUGGCGCCAUUGGUGAUGCCGAUUACUUCUCCACACGUGCUUCUCUCAGCUGUGCCGCCGACAGCGAACUGGAAUUUAGUGAGAAUGAUCAGGAAUAUUAUUUGACGGCCGACGAGGGUUACGAAGCGGAUGGAGAAAUUGCCGAGCUGAGUGAAUCCGAGUGCGAGAUCAAUGGAGCUGCUGGAGGAGUCGUUUCAGCCGCCGCUGCUGCCGGUGCCAACGAAUCGUGGACACCUUUCCAGCCCUCGUCCCGCUAUCGCAGUCACAUCAUGCACGAGGGAUUGAGUCAGCUGGUGGUGCAGAUGCUCGUGGAGCUGUCGCUGCUCUGCAUGCGACAGCCGAGUGGCUGGACAGAGAGUCUCACCCAGCUGGCGAAUCGCCUGUUUGUCAUCAGGGAUUAUCUGGGCGGUCCCUUGUGCCUGCUCCAGGGAUUUGCGCCAAUCCUCAGCAGCAGUGAUCCCAAACUGAGAGAACUGCAGCAAUCGAUACUGGAGUUGAUUAAUCAUCUAAAUACGCCGGAUGUGCUUAACUGUUACUUCUCAAUCCUGGCCAGCAAACAGCCGCCGGCGGAGCUGUUGAUGCGUCACAUGCAUCACAUUUGUGCCUUUAGUUUAAGGAAGGCUCAACCCUGCAUGGAGUUGGAGUUUCCCAUAAUAAUUGAUGGGAAGGUUGUCAUCACAGCGGAUCCUUUAAUGAGUGAACAGAUUGAGAAGGUGCGUCUGCAGCAUCAACAGUGUCAGGCAACCACAUUGUUCACCAGAGCUGCCUGCAUUGUGCCUGUGACACAGACGCGUCUCUGGCAACCGGAUGGACUCACCCUAUCCAUGUGGCUGGAGGUGAAAGGUCAGCAAAUGCAUCGCAGUUUUACACAAUUCAACGAUGAUGAAACACGCUACUCUGGCGAGGAUUUGACAAAAUCCCACCUGGUUUCCUUGGGCAGCAGCGCUGUCAUGUUGAGCAUUUACUUGAACAACAAUCUUCAGCUGGUUUUCGAGCUGGUCAAACCAAGUGAGCAGCUCCCGACGCGCAUUGAGGAGCAUGUGGAGGCCAACAGUGAACCUGCAACUCAGACCAACACAAACUCCAGUUUUCGUCAUGCCUUAAAGCAGACAAAGAUGGCUUUGCUCAAUAGCUUUGGGCAAAUGCACUUGCUCAAUGGACACCAGGUCACACAUGAGGGACACGUUGGUUACUUUGAAGGCGCCAGUGUGCAGCUGCAGCAACUCCGCUUGCCCAGGAAUAAAUGGAUGCACUUGGUCUUUGGAUUACAGCAACAGGCGGAUGGCUUGCAGGUUACCAUCUUCCAGGAUGGCCUGGAGCAGCACACUCUGAGUUUGCCCUUCCACAAUCUGCGCUUCGCAACGCGUUCGCACAGUUUCCAGAUGCUCGCCGUGGGCGAGGGGAUUCCCGCGAGGAGUGGGAACAGUGGCAACAGCAACAGCAGCUCCUCCCGCUCCACACUGGAUGGAUGUGCGCCACGUUAUGCGCUGGCGAAUCUUGUGCUCUUCAAGCGUCGCCUGUCGGAACGCAAUCUAAUGAUCAAUUUGACAGCCAUGGGACCAGAUUUCACCGAGUUCACUCAAUGUCAGGUGGCCAAUUGGAAGCCCAAUUAUGGCUAUGUCCAGCUGAACAAGUUGACAACUUGCUGCUUUGGCAAUCAUGCGGAUUGCAUGAAACUGUUGCGUCACUCACGUGUCUUAGUUUAUUCGGCUCAACAGCCGGAUCUCGUCAUGAGCUACGAUGCCAGCCAGGAACUGGACAUGGCCUGCUAUGGACAACCGCAGGGACACAUGCUCUAUGGCGAACUGAUGCAACAUCAUCCACAAACACUGCAAACUGCGGUCCUACUCAAUGGAGGACUCUCCACAAUGCUCUAUCUCUUUGCUAGGAUUGUGGAGCUGUCUGGCACGGCGAGCACUCAAUCUCUCGCCCUGGACUUGCUGCUUCAAGUGGCGCACUCGGAUGCCCAACUCUACACGGAGUUUCUGCGUCAGGAUUACCUCUCACUCAUUGGCUAUGUCAUCAAAUCGGAACGCUGCUCCAAGGAUGUGCAGUUGCUGAGGAGCAUUGUGAACAAUGCCUGCUCCCAGCCGCUGAUCAGUCGUCGAGGCGAUGGACUACAUGUGAAUGACAACACGACGGCCACUUUGAUCUAUCCGCGUCUGUUGUUGGCUGUGCUCCAACGUUACUCGGAUUGGCAUCGCUCCGGAGCAACGCACUCGGAUGUGCUCGAUUUACUCUUUCGCUCGAUACUCGCUUUGAGUCGGGACAAGCAUCCACAGCGGGAUUUCAAUAUGGAACAGCUGCAGAAUUCGGGAUUAUUACGUUCUUUGCUCAAUCUCUGCAAGGUUUAUGUAAUUGAGUCUCCCAGUCCGGUGCAUAUUUCACCCUAUGCCGCCGAGUGCUUUGUGCAGAUCCUGGCCGUGUUUGCAGGAUCUCCACCAGCUCCUUCUCUGCUCGACGAGAUGAUGAAGCUGUUGUUGUUGCUCCACAAACCCAGCGAGUGUUAUGUCACCCAUGAUCGUGCCAAUUUCUACUUUCUGCUAACGCCACAGCUGCCUGUCAAGGAACGUUCCUUGGUGGCUGCCAAUCUCAGUCGGGUGACGACCUCUUUUCGACGACAGGCUCAACCACCUGUCCAGGAACUCGAUACAGAGCGGGCAGAACGCAUUAAGAGAUUGCGACGUCUACACAACUCCAACUCCAGCUACAAGCGAGCUCUUGUCGAGCUGGAGGAUCAACUGGACCAAAUGGCCGACUGUUCCAAUCUCAACAAGGCUGCACUGCGUCUGCUCAGUCCCGUGGAGGCUUCACGCUGGCGCCAAAGGUUCAAACGUCGUCAUCCCAACAGCACCAGUCAAAGUCCCAAACGGAGUCCACUCAAGUUGGCCAGAAGACGCCUCCAUACGCAUCCAACUCUGCCCAAGGGACACAGCACUCCGAACUCAGCUCAGUUGACGCCAUCGCUGCCCAGUCGGAAAACCGAUUUUUAUAAUCAAUUGGGAAUUGUGACAUUGCAGCAACGUUUGUUGAUUCUGCUCAAGGAUUUCCUCUGCCUGCUGCCGGACUCGGCGGUGGAUGAGGUACUGCGUCAUUAUGUCAAACUGGAGUUUCUCUUGGUCCUGGCCAAUCAAAGAAGUUGUGCGGUGCGCACCGCAAUUCUUCAACUGUUGAUGGUGUUGACAAAGCGUUUGCCAACUGCGGAAUUAAUUGCCGCCUCAAAGCAACUAUAUCCACUUCAUCUGGCCAAUCAGUUGACCAUUCAUGGCAGCGAUGUGGCCAUGUUUGAGGCGUGUCUUUCCUGGGUUACGGAUCUCCAUGGCAGCCUCGAUGAUAUGUUCAACAAUGAGGUCACUUUGGGCAUUCGUCAGCGAUUCGGUUUGCAAUCCUUGUUGGCCAUUUCGAUGGCCUUGGGCAACAGCAGCUGGAACACGGAACCACAGCGUGUCUUCAGGGCGUUGCUCAGGCUCUAUUUGCAGAACUCCGAUGAACAGCUGAGCCUGGUGGAGGCUGGAUUGCUGCAAUGCUCCGUCAAGGCGCUUUAUCAACUCUAUUCCUUGCGUUUGGGUCAACCCAACAUGGAUCAGUCCAUUGUGGAGCUGCUUGGAGGCAUAGGAGAACGUGCCCUCAAGUCUGUGGGACAAAUUAAUCUCGUUUGGGACAUUCUCAAUAUGUUGGCCUUCUAUCAGGACAAACAGCCAGCUUUGAUUGUGCGCAGUUUUCGGACAGUUCAAGCCACGUUGCAACUGCAAUGGCUCAACAUGUUCUUCGAGGCGUGUCAGGGAACAGGAGGAGGCAACAAUGGGUAUCGGUUGAGGAGCAGCCUGUCCGACUGUUCCCUCAGCACGACCGAGUGUCGCACUCGCAUGGAGCUGCUGCUGGAUCGUUGCACACAGUUCUUUACGGCAGGCGGUUGUCUGGCCAAUGGCAAUGGAAGUGGCAGUAGCAGCUAUGUGGCUAGUAGCCCCGAAUUGGCCCUGUUCGAGUUGCUCGUCUCGUAUGGCAUUGCCAACAAUCAGAGGUGCAACAACUUUAUUGCCUGGGGAUUGCAGCCAUCGCGUCCUCGGGAUCUGCGCGCUUACAUUGUGGAUGCCUUGUGGCGCACCUUUCAGGAUGAGUUCCAGGGUGCCAUCAUCUGUGAUGGCAAGAUGAUUAAGGCCCUGCUUUGGCUCAGUCUGAUGGAGACCAUCAAGCCGCCCAUUGAGAAUCUAGCGCCGCUUUGUCAUGCUCUCGGCAUCAAGGAGAACGACUCCACCUGGAAUCUGGAACACGAACUGGAACGCCUGGAAUUAAAUCGCAACAAUUUGGCGGGCAAACAGAAGCAACUGCUCGAGAAGACGCUCUACAAAUUUGAGCCCCUCGUUCAGCACUGCAUUGACACCUCCAUGGUUACCACCAGGAGAGUGGCGGAGCUCCAGAAUGCGGAACGCAAGCUGCUCAUGUGCCACAUGAAGGAUUAUGAUGACACCUACACCUACACCAAAUGGCUGGAGAUUAUACGCCGCAUGACGCACGAGGGCGCUCCCUGGCACUGCAGUGAACGCGCGGAGUGCUCCUGGGAACUGGAUGAUACGGAGGGACCGUCUCGGGUUCACACGCGUCUGCGUCGUUGUCAUUUGGAUAUUGAUCGGCGAUUCUUUAUGAACGAUUAUUGUCCUGGACAGGGACAGCGCGAGGAUCUGGAGCAGUAUAUGCGUCCACUGGAUUAUUUGAUAGCCAGCUACGAUCAGCAAUUGAACAUAUCGCUCAACUCGCAGAUACUCUAUAAUUUUGCGGCAAAGUUUUUGCCAGUAGAUGGAGAGAUUGAUGGCGAGAUAAUAAUAACGGAUCUAAAGCUAUAUUUUCUAGCCACAUAUCGUUGUAAAUACUUUAAUGUUAACUGUGAUAUAUCGAACAUAACUGAAAUAUGGCUUAAACGCUAUCAGCAUCAGGAGAAGGCCUUUGAAAUACUCCUCGAUACGAACAAAUCGCUUUUCUUUUCGCUACAAAACGCUGACGAUUGGAAAAUAAUGCGCGAGGUAUUCUGUGAUAAAAUUGUGAGCAUGCCGGACAAUACCAAAGUGUUGGCCAUAACGCAACAAUGGCGCGAGGGUCUCUUAACCAAUUGGGAAUAUCUGAUGACACUCAAUCAGAUUGCCGGACGCACCUAUAACGAUCUCAUGCAGUAUCCGGUCUUUCCAUGGAUUCUGGCCAACUACAAGUCCGAGUUGUUGGAUCUGCGCCAGGCGCAAAACUUUCGACGACUCGCUCGACCCAUUGCCGUGCAGCUGGAGGAGAAUGAGCAGCAUUAUAUAAGCAACUAUACAUACAUUGAUAGCACCAAUACGAAUAUGGGCUCGUUGAUAUUGAAGCCGUAUCAUUACAGCUCACAUUACUCCAAUUCUGGCACUGUGCUCCACUUUCUGGUCCGUGUGCCGCCCUUCACCAGCUAUUUUCUGCGCUAUCAAGACAACAACUUUGAUUUACCGGAUCGCACAUUCCAUGCCCUGAACACGACUUAUUGUCUCGCCAGUCGGGACAGUCCAACAGAUGUCAAGGAACUAAUUCCCGAGUUCUUUUGUCUGCCUGAAAUGUUUGAGAAUUUCGAGCGUUUCAAUUUCGGUUGUCGUCAAAAUGGCGAACGAGUUGAGGAUGUCGCUUUGCCCGCGUGGUGUCAACGUGAUCCUCGUCUCUUUGUGUUGAUACAUCGUCAGGCACUGGAAUCGGAGCUGGUGCGCAAUGAUCUGCAUCAUUGGAUUGAUCUGAUCUUUGGCUACAAGCAGACGGGCGAGAGUGCGGUGGAGGCCAUCAAUGUAUUUCAUCCAGCUACCUAUGCUGUAUUCCUGGACUCGGAGAUCAGUGAUCCCAUUGAACGGGAGGCGGUCAAGACAAUGGUUAAGACUUAUGGCCAAAUGCCGAGACAACUGUUCAAGUCAGCGCAUCCGUCUACCAAGGCAUUGGACUACUCCCUGGUGGACACGCCCAUUGUGGGGCAGGUGAAGGGAUUGCGUUGGGGCGUCUAUGUGGGUUCACCACAGCUGAAGGCUCCCUCCUGGGCGAAUAUACACAAGAUACCCGGCACAGAGCAUCUUGUCAGCUUUAGCAACACAAAUGUGGUUUAUGCUCUGCCGGUUAAAGCGGGAGUUAUGCAGGGAGCUGAACCGGAUACCUAUAACGUCAUCUCUUGGGGCUAUGAUGAUCGCAUUGUGCGCAUCCAGCCGCUGAAUAAACCGCAGGCUAAACCCAAGAAUCUGCUGCAUAAUAGCUGCUUUGAUGACAUCAGCGCCUGUGGCUGCGAUGUCAACUGCAAUCAGCUCUGGUUUGGCCACAAAUCCGGACGCAUUAGUGUCUACAAGUGUGUCAGUGGCUUGGAGACCCAGCAGAAGACCAGCUCCAAGAGUCGUCAGAGCUAUGUGCGUGGUCUGAGACUCUCCUACAAUUCGGCAUUUCGUAAGAUGACCACAAAGAGCACAGGAAUUGGUCCAGCUGCAGACGCAGCCGAUGAAUCCGGCAUGAAUCUGCAUGCCACACACUCGGCUGCCUCGGUUGCCUCCUCGUCGGCUGGUUCCUCGAGCAGCGAUGGCAUGCAACGGGAUGGCGCCGAUCUCAGCUGGUUGGGACCCACAUUGCUCGUGCGGCACACCGAUGAAAUCACCUGCAUUUCACUCUCCGUCGAGUUUAAGAUUGCCGUGUCCGCUGGACGCGAUGGCAUUGCCGUCAUUUGGGAUCUCAAUGACUGGAGCUAUGUGCGCACCAUUGCUCGUCCCGCAGAGAUUCAUCAGUCGCCCAUCACACAUGUGGCCAUCAGUCCGACGCUGGGAGAUAUUGUCACUGUGCACACGUUGCCACAACAGGUGGAUGCCAAUGGAGUUCAACAGCAACAACAACAGCAGACAAGUCAGGCCAAGCCGAGUGCAGCGGAUGAAUGCUUCGAGGUGACCGAGGAGAGUCUGGAUGAUUUUGUGAAUGUCAAUGUCAAUCCCAAUGGCAAAUCCAUACUGCGUCUGCACUCGGUGAAUGCUCGUUAUGUGCAGCAUCUGGUGCACGAGGAUCGCAUCCAGGCUGUCUGCUAUUCCUACAUCAAGGAAGGCGUUGGCGUCAAUGUCAUUGCCACUGCCAUGGAGGGUGGAUUUGUGCGUUUCUGGUCCAGCUGGGACUUGAAAUUAGUCAGUGAAUUAACCACAGGCACAGCGCCCAUACGCAGCAUCAGUUAUUCCACGCAUCAACAUUUGGUGGUGUUAACCCGAGAGUCUCACAUCCAGGUCUGGGAAUCGGAAGGUCUUUAUGGCAAUGCACCCAAAUUUCCGCAAAUUGUUUACAAAUGAACAGAGCAGUUUUAAGAUUAAAAAUAACUCCACUCAAUCGAAAGCAUAUCAAUGACAAAUCCAUCAAAUUACAUAGCUGAAUCAAUCAAAAUGAACCUCGGUUCCAUCUAAUCGUAUCAAAGCAAAGCAAAUCCUUUUUACUGGCUUCAAGUAACACACCUAUACUAAAUAUAUUAAAACGCAAACGUUUUAUAGCCUUAAGUUCAUAGAGCUGUAUCAAAUACAUUUUUCCACUCAACGAACUUUUUAUAUAUAUUUCAAAAAACA